Molecule: messenger RNA, 351 nt
Organism: Neltuma alba
Lineage: Eukaryota; Viridiplantae; Streptophyta; Magnoliopsida; Fabales; Fabaceae
Product: disease resistance protein RLM3-like
Exons: 1
Coding region: 1-351 (116 amino acids)
Biological process (GO): signal transduction
Source: RefSeq, a predicted model, not a curated record
AUGAUUUCAUCAUCUUUAGGGGUGAGGACGCUCGCUCCAACUUCACUGGCCACCAAUAUAGACUGCCAACCCCCCAAAGGACAUGAGAUCUCACCAUCACUUCUGCGAGCAAUCGAGGAUUCAUGUUAUGCUUCUUCGAGAUUGUACUCGGAAGUUAAUGGGCAGAUCGUUAUUCCUGUCUUCUAUAUAGUUGAGCCAUCUCAUGUGCGCAAUCAGAUUAGGCUUUACGAGCAAGCCUUUGAGAAAUUUGAGAGAGAUCUCAAGGACAACCAGCAUAAGAUGCAAAUCUGGAAGCAAGCUUUCAACGAAGCUGCAAACUUAGCUGGUGACGACUCUCACACAUGCAGGUAA